Molecule: messenger RNA, 588 nt
Organism: Striga asiatica
Lineage: Eukaryota; Viridiplantae; Streptophyta; Magnoliopsida; Lamiales; Orobanchaceae
Source: the annotation of a GenBank genome assembly
AUGCAGCCCGUCGCCGUGCCUCCGCAUCCCAUCGCUGGAGUCGAGACCAAGGAGUUUCUGACGGAAACCCGCCGCCCAUCGCCUGCAAUCGUCGAAUACCGUCUGCCGUCGCCAACCACAGCCCAUCGACACAACCUCACCAAGCCUGUUUUUGCUGAUUCCAUUUCCACCGUCCUCCACUUCCGUCACCAACUGGCCGACAGAUCCCGUUCGCCGGUUGCCCCACCUACACAUUCCGACCACCGCGCAUCACCAGACCGGCAGUGCGACUCUGCAACCAAAUGUUGCACGUAUCCAGCUCGGCCGCCGCGGCUCUCCAGCGCUACCACCGCAUCUCCCAGACCGCGCAGUCCGCGGUCGCCGGAAUCCUUCAGAGACAGUGCAGUCGGUGGCGAUGUGGGCAAAGUUAUGGUGGAGGUCGGACGGGGAUGUGAGGCGGAGCCGGUGGAGAUCGGGCGGCCGACUUGUUUCUGUGGAUCUUCACGGCGGGCGGGUGUCGGGUGGAGGACCGGCGGAAGCAUGGUAGCGGACGGGCGGACGUCUGGUGGCAGGAGGGCGUCUGGUGGAGGACGACGGAUCGGCGAUUGA